AUGUCGGACUCCCGCCCCACACCGACGCGAGUGUCCUUCGCUGCGGUCACCCCCAAUAACCUCGGGACCGUUAGGAAGCUCAACUCCGUCCUCUUUCCCAUCAAAUACAGCGAAAAGUUCUACAGCGACAUCGUCCAGCCCGAUCUCGAAGACUUCUGCCAACUAAUCUACUACAAUGAUAUUCCGGUCGGGACGAUGUGUUGUCGCGUGGAAGUGAAGGACGGUGUGGCCAAGCUCUACCUCAUGACUCUGGCGGUGCUCGCGCCAUAUCGUUCCAGAGGGAUCGGAUCUCAGAGCUUGAAGCAUCUCGUCGACACCGCCGCCGCGCACGCGAAGCCAAAAAUCAACGCGAUCUAUCUCCACGUCCAGGUUUCCAACGAAGACGCGAAGCGAUUCUACGCGCGCCACGGGUUCACCGAGGUCGGCCUGUACGAAAACUACUACAAGAAGAUCACGCCACACGACGCGUGGAUUCUCCAGCGGGAUAUCCAGCCCGCGGCCGCAGCCGAGGCGACGUGA
Molecule: messenger RNA, 519 nt
Organism: Trametes versicolor FP-101664 SS1
Lineage: Eukaryota; Fungi; Basidiomycota; Agaricomycetes; Polyporales; Polyporaceae
Product: acyl-CoA N-acyltransferase
Exons: 4
Coding region: 1-519 (172 amino acids)
Biological process (GO): mitotic sister chromatid cohesion
Cellular component (GO): NatA complex
Molecular function (GO): acyltransferase activity, transferring groups other than amino-acyl groups
Source: RefSeq, a predicted model, not a curated record